AUGGCUUCCGAAGGAGAGCAGCCGGUGCGCGAUGUGAAGAACCACCUUCUGUUCGAGAUCGCGACAGAAGUAGCCCACCGAGUUGGUGGCAUCUAUUCCGUCAUCAAGUCGAAAGCGCCCGUAACGACCGCUGAGUAUGGCGACCGAUACUGCCUCAUUGGGCCUCUCAACCACCAAUCGGCUGCUGUAGAGGUUGAGGAGAUGGAGCCUACAUCACAAGCUAUUGCUGCCACCAUGGCGAGCAUGAAGGAGCGCGGCAUCCACAUUAUGUAUGGCCGCUGGCUCAUUGAGGGCGCACCCAGGGUGCUCCUCAUUGACACCAAGACUGCCUACGGUUAUCUGAACGAGUGGAAGGCAGAUCUUUGGAACGCUGCCAGCAUCCCCAGUCCACCUGGCGAUGACGAGACCAAUGAGGCCAUUGUCUUUGGCUACCUUGUAGCAUGGUUCCUCGGCGAGUUUGUGUGCCAGGAGAAGGAGAAGGCAGUCAUUGCCCAUUUCCACGAGUGGCUUGCUGGUGUAGCUUUGCCUCUCACCAAGAGGCGCAAGAUCGAUGUUACCACCAUCUUCACAACCCACGCCACCCUCCUCGGCCGAUACCUUUGCGCCGGUUCCGUUGAUUUCUACAACAACUUGCAGUAUUUCGAUGUCGACGCCGAAGCUGGCAAGCGCGGCAUCUACCACCGUUACUGCAUAGAACGUGCGGCCACACACGCCUGUGAUGUCUUUACCACGGUCUCUCACAUUACGGCGUACGAGUCCGAGCAUCUUCUCAAGCGCAAGCCCGAUGGUGUGCUCCCUAACGGUCUCAACGUGACCAAGUUCUCAGCUGUACACGAGUUCCAGAACCUUCACCAGCAAGCCAAGGAAAAGAUCCAUGACUUUGUUCGCGGGCACUUCUACGGCCACUACGAUUUCGAACCCGACAACACACUUUACGUCUUCACCGCCGGUCGAUAUGAAUACCGCAACAAGGGUGUCGACAUGUUCGUUGAGUCACUGGCCCGCCUGAACCACCGACUGAAGGCGGCUGGCAGCAAGAUGACUGUGGUUGCUUUCAUCAUCAUGCCCGCGCAGACCACCUCACUCACGGUGGAGGCUCUCAAGGGACAGGCCGUCAUCAAGUCGCUGAGGGAUACUACGCACGUAAUCGAGCAGAGCAUCGGUCGCCGCAUCUUCGAGCGGUCCUUGAAGUGGCACGAGGGCGAGCCCCUUCCUGAUGAGAAGGAGCUCAUCUCCCCACAGGACCGUAUCCUUUUGCGUCGCCGUCUCUUCGCCAUGAAGAGGCAUGGUCUCCCUCCUAUUGUUACCCAUAACAUGGUCAACGAUCACGAGGAUCCCAUCCUCAACCAGAUCCGGCGAGUCGAGCUUUUCAACCACCCCUCUGAUCGGGUCAAGGUUGUGUUCCAUCCCGAGUUCUUGAAUUCUGCCAACCCCGUCCUGCCCCUUGAUUAUGACGAUUUCGUACGUGGUUGCCACAUGGGCAUCUUCGCAUCCUACUACGAGCCAUGGGGCUACACCCCUGCGGAGUGCACUGUUAUGGGCGUCCCCAGCAUCACAAGCAACCUCUCCGGUUUCGGAUGCUACAUGGAGGAGCUGAUCGAGAACUCGAGCGACUACGGUAUCUACAUUGUCGACCGCCGGACCAAGGGUGUGGAUGACUCUGUCAACCAGCUCACCUCGUACAUGAUGGACUUUUGCAACAAGAGCCGCCGACAGAGAAUCAACCAGAGGAACCGCACCGAGCGCCUCAGCGACCUCCUGGACUGGAAGCGCAUGGGCAUGGAGUACGUCAAGGCCCGCCAGCUGGCCCUGCGCCGCGCCUACCCCACGUCCUUCAGUGGCGACGAGGAGGACGAGGAAGGCUUCUUCAGCGGUACCGAUGUCAAGAUCUCGCGACCCUUCUCCGUGCCCGGGUCGCCGCGUGACCGCACUGGUAUGAUGACGCCUGGCGACUUUGCCAGUCUCCAGGAGGGACGCGAGGGCUUGAACACGGAGGAUUAUGUCGCUUGGAAACUGCCUGCCGAGGAGGAUCCCGACGAGUACCCCUUCCCGCUUACUCUGCGGACGAAGCAGCAGCAGCAGCAGCAGCAGCAGCCUCCCGGCUCAGGCCAGCCACAACAAUCUGCUGGAGCCCCAAUCAACGGCAGUUAA
Messenger RNA from Emericellopsis cladophorae, 2151 nucleotides. Its product is annotated as Glycogen [starch] synthase-like protein. Gene Ontology annotation, molecular function: alpha-1,4-glucan glucosyltransferase (UDP-glucose donor) activity. Gene Ontology annotation, cellular component: cytoplasm. The record is from RefSeq and is a predicted model, not a curated record. The transcript has 5 exons. Gene Ontology annotation, biological process: glycogen biosynthetic process. Lineage: Eukaryota; Fungi; Ascomycota; Sordariomycetes; Hypocreales; Bionectriaceae. The coding region runs from base 1 to 2151 and encodes 716 amino acids.